Lytechinus variegatus (green sea urchin) is the source of this 2765-nucleotide messenger RNA. RefSeq lists its product as uncharacterized. NCBI's taxonomy places the organism in Eukaryota, Metazoa, Echinodermata, Echinoidea, Temnopleuroida, Toxopneustidae. The transcript has 15 exons. The record is from RefSeq and is a predicted model, not a curated record. Gene Ontology annotation, molecular function: acyltransferase activity, transferring groups other than amino-acyl groups. The coding region runs from base 96 to 2546 and encodes 816 amino acids.
UUUAAAAUCAUAUCACGGAUUUUUAUUUAGGUUUUACGAACCAGACUUUUAAAUAAUAAAUGAAUAUUAAUGUAGAGCCUGUUUAGAAAAUAAAGAUGGCAGCGCCCUUGGGAUCAAUAUCGGUGCGACUAAGCACUGCAAACUUCACAUGUAAACGACGCGAAAACAGACCAGCAAUUACUAAAUCAGCUGAGGGUACAACAAGUGAUCUAUUGUCAACGGAAAAAUGCACCGAAAAUAGCAAGACAAAACAAGAAAUAGCGUGUGUUCCAGUUAUUGUUGAAUUCCGACGUCUCCUCGAGAGUGUCAAGUACAAAAGCAUUGACGUCGUGCCUGGGAUUUCAAAUGUUGAGUUACUCCAUACAGUAGUUGGUCUCUAUGACACAUGUCUUCCUGAUAUCACCCCUCAAGUUCUCUAUUCUACUGUGACUGGAAAAUGGGCUAAAACACUUGUACUUCUCAGAAGUAGAAAGGAUGUGGCCCUGGAACUGCAGAAAAGGAUUCUCCAACGGGAGAGAGAAAUAGAGCAAAAUACGGCACAGAAAGGAACAAUAUCACAGAACAAUAAUGCUAAUGUGAACAAAGACUCUUCCAUCACCAGUGACGACCCAACUAAGACGACAAACUCUGAUGCAGAUCUAGAUCCCAGCGUGACUAACGAUUCAGGUGAAACCAAAGAAAGUCCUCUUUUGAGAUUACUAGAAAUUGGUGGUGACGGAGAGGCAACUAAUGUAAUACAGAACAGUAAAGGCGCUAAUAGUCAACCUGGUGGGGAAAGAGAUGAUGCUAAUGAUGCGGUUGCUAAAGAGGAGGUGGAUUGUGUUGCUAAGGAGGAUGAAGAUUCUGUUGCUAAGGAGGAUUUAGAAGAUGUCUUGGAGGAGGAAGAGCAGAGGAAGGUAUUCGCUGAUGUGUUCAGUGACUCUGACAGCGAGGAGGAAGAAAGUGAAGAAGAAGAGGAAGAAAAGGACUUCUCAAAAGGUAUCCAUGAAUUCCUUAGAGCAGUGAAACAGAGGAAGGAGAGGAGAGAGGAGUUGAGUUUAAACCCAACCCUGGAAGAAAUAGAAUCAACGGUCGGGAUAGAGUCAAGGAUUGUGGCUUGUGCAACUUGGGAAAAGUCUCACAUCCGUCCAGGUGAGAAGAUUGUCCAGAUCGAUUUGAUGGGCGUGAGAAAGAGAUGCAGAAGAUGUGGUAUCGGGAGAUAUUUGUUAAGGCAAAUGAAAGAUGUAAGCAUCGUUGGACCUUAUGAUUCUCUAGUGGUGUAUGCUGACCAUUCCGCGGUGGAUUUCUUUGCGCUUCAUGGCUUCAGUGAUGACAUUGUCUUGAAUAGUAAAUACUCUGACCUAGCUGAUAAUUGGACCAACUGCACCCUCAUGUGCUACAUACCUCCUUUUGUUGGACAAACAAUUUUGAAGGAAACAGACAUGACCCUUGACCUGAAAGAGCUUGAGAUGGAGCUUCAGAAAUGGACAGAGAAAAGCAGAGAUGCGUACCAAGGUCAGGUCUCAUGCAUUAUGAGGUUACGACACGAGGUCAUCGCACUUCGUGCUCUGGUGAGUUCACAAAAAGAUCUUAUUAGCUCAUUGACAGAAGAGCUUGAAAGCACUCAGACAGACAAGCUCAUGAUAGAGAAAAGUUUUCUGGAGCAUAGAAUAGCAGCCAUCAAAGCAGGGUAUUAUGAGAGGCACUAUGGUGAUGGUCCAUCAAACGGGACUGCAAAGGAGUCCCAGACAGAGAAUCAUUACACCACUGGUACCGAUGGAGACGAUGAGGCAGAGGAUGAAAGCGAUGAUGAUGGAGAAGAUGAGGAGGAUGGAGAAGAUGACGAGGAGGAUGAUCAUGAUGGGGAUGUAGAUGAAGAGGAGGAGAUAGAUACAGAGACUUUAAUCAAAGCUCUAGAGGCUGAAGCAAGAAACUUGAAAGGUCGAAGACAGAGUUUUGAUAUUGGAGGCCUGGUUGAACAACGGGAGAUCGCUGAGCGUUUUGAAUCGGAGAUGAUUGACAAUCCUCGACCCGGAGCAAGAUGUCAUGUGACCAAGGUUACCAUGGCAAGCCUUUCAUCUGCUCUGAGAGAACUGUAUCAGCUUCGUCUAAAUCAGCUGGGGGAUCCAUCCAUCUUCACUGAGCUCUACUACUGUGGAAGCCUUCAUCAUCCAGAACGCAUCAACAAAAUCAUGAGCAAUGGGUUUUCAGAUGAAGAUUUGACGUACGGAGAAUAUGGAGUUGGGCUGUAUUUUUCAAGCCAUCCAGGAACAGCGGCACACUUUUCAGCAUUGGGUAAAAUGAUUCUGGUUGAAGCUGGCCUUGGCAGAACUGAAUCUGUGAUCAAGAAAGAUAGAUUCCGGCUAACAGCUCCUGUAGGAUUUGAUUCAAUCGUGACCCCAGGAAGACUCUCUGCCAUGAGCCCGAGUGGUGGAGAUGGUGCACAUGAUCUCACGGCACCAAGCAAAUGCAAUGAAUAUGUGAUUUUUGACCAUCUUCAGGUAAAACCAAUAUGUUUGAUUGAAUAUACCACUUCACAGGCCAGCGUUAAGAGUGUUAGGUUGUAAAUGCCUUCAUUUCUACCUUUCUCAAAGCAUUGAAAUCGUUUUCCCUGAACCCUUGUAAAAUACAUACAUUGCCGUCCACUGUGUUUCUGUGGUUUUACCAUGCAGAAAUCAACCAUUAUUUUACCAUGCUUUCUGUGAUAACAUUUUUUUUUAUUUUAAAUCUGUUAAAUUCUUAUAAUUUGAAAAUAUUUACUGAAAGUUUUGCCCUGAAAAGUAUAA